UCUAGGUGGCCGUCAGUCUCCUAACACCUAUGUGAUCAUCAUGAACAGCUCAGACAUUGAGAUCGAUGUACAUAGACUGAGUGAUGGUGGGCUGCUUUUCUCCUACAGUGGCAGCAGCUACACCACCUACAUGAAGGAGGAAGUGGACAGAUACCGGAUCACGGUGGACAAUAAGACGUGUGUGUUUGAGAAGGAGCGAGACCCCACAGUGCUGCGUUCACCCUCUGCUGGUAAACUGCUGCAGUACAUCGUGGAGGAUGAAGGACACGUAGCAGCAGGGUUUCCAUACGCCGAGAUCGAGGUGAUGAAGAUGGUGAUGACGCUGAGUGUGCCGGAGUCCGGAUGUGUUCACUUUGUGAAGAGACCCGGUGCGGUGUUGGACCCCGGCUGUGUGGUGGCUCACAUCCAGCUGGACGACCCGAGCAACGUUCACCCUGUGCAGCUGAACACACAGCCGUUACCUGUACAGGAGCCACUGCCCAUCGUGGGGGAGAAACUGCACCAGGUCUUCCACAGCAUGCUGGAGAACCUGAUGAAGGUCAUGGAUGGAUACUGUCUCUCUGAGCCUUACUUCAGCAACAGACUGAAUAAGUGGGUGGACUCUCUGAUGUGGACUCUGCGUGACCCCUCGCUCCCUCUGCUGGAGCUGCAGGACAUCAUGACCAGCGUCUCGGGUCGCAUCCCGGUUACAGUGGAGAAGGUCAUCCGCAAGGUCAUGGCCCAAUACGCCAGCAACAUCACCUCUGUUCUCUGCCAGUUCCCCAGCCAGAGGAUCGCGAAUAUCCUGGACAGUCACGCAGCCACGCUGCAGAGGAAAGCAGACCGCGAGGUUUUCUUCAUGAACACUCAGAGCAUCGUGCAGCUCGUGCAGAGGUAUCGCAGUGGUAUUAGAGGAUAUAUGAAGGCUGUAGUGUUGGACCUGCUGCGACGUUAUCUACAGGUGGAGAUACAGUUCCAGCAGGGCACGUAUGAUAAGUGUGUAAUAAACCUGCGAGAGCAGUACAAGCCUGAUAUGACCCCUGUGCUCGAACACAUCUUCUCCCACGCUCAGGUCUCCAAGAAGAACCUCCUCGUCUCCAUGCUCAUAGAUCAGCUGUGUGGGCGUGACCCGGUGCUCACAGACGAUGUGGUGGUGGUGCUGAAUGAGUUUACACAGCUCAGUAAGAUGGAGAACUCGAAGGUGGCGCUGUGUGCCAGACAGGCACUAAUUGCAUCCCAUUUGCCCUCGUAUGAAGUGAGACACAACCAGGUGGAGUCCAUCUUCCUGUCUGCUAUCGACCUGUACGGUCACCAGUUCUGCCCCGAGAACCUCAAGAAACUCAUCCUGUCUGAGACGUCCAUCUUUGAUGUUCUGCCCAGCUUCUUCUACCACAAUAACCGUAUAGUGUGUAUGGCUGCUUUAGAGGUGUAUGUAAGGAGAGGUUAUAUAGCCUACGAGCUGAACAGUCUGCAGCACCACCAGAUGAAGGACGGCACGUGUGCAGUGCACUUCCAGUUCAUGCUCCCUUCUUCUCAUCCCAACAGAGGGAGCAGUCCCACGCUGAACAGGUUGCCAGUGAGCGGGUCGGGGCAGUUCGAGUCGAUGCAGCGUCAGGGCAGUGAGCUCUUCCUGGAGGGGGCGCUGUCUCCUCCAUGUCAGAGGAUGGGAGUUAUGGUGGCCUUCCAGUGCUUUGAAGACUUCAAAAGGUAUUUCGAUGAGGUCAUUUCCUGUUUCGCCGACCCGCUGUGUGAGAGCUCACUGUUCUCUGAGACUGUGUAUGAUGAAGAGAGCAUUAAGAAUAUGAGGGAGAAUCCCAUCCACAUCAUCAACAUCUCCAUUAAAUCAGCCGACACUGAGGAUGACGACGCUUUAGUCACAGCCUUCAGUGAAUUCGCUCAGUCCAAAAAAUUAGUGCUGUACGAAUACGGGAUCAGGAGAAUCACCUUCCUGGUGGCACAGAAAAGGGAAUUCCCUAAAUUCUUCACAUUCCGAGCCAGAGACGAGUUCCAGGAGGAUCGGAUCUACCGGAACCUGGAGCCUGCUCUGGCCUUCCAGCUGGAACUGAACCGCAUGAGGAACUUUGCCCUGACCGCUGUACCCUGUGCCAACCACAAGAUGCACCUGUACCUGGGGGCUGCCCGUGUGGAGGAGGGCACUGAGGUCACAGACUACCGGUUCUUCAUCAGAGCCAUCGUCCGUCACUCCGACCUCAUCACCAAGGAGGCAUCGUUUGAGUACCUUCAGAAUGAAGGAGAACGUUUGCUCCUGGAGGCGAUGGAUGAGCUGGAGGUGGCCUUCAGCAACACACACACACGCACCGACUGCAACCACAUCUUCCUCAACUUCGUUCCCACCGUCAUCAUGGAUCCCAUUAAGAUCGAGGAGUCUGUUCGCUCCAUGGUGAUGCGUUACGGGCGGCGUCUGUGGAAGCUCCGCGUGCUGCAGGCCGAGCUGAAGAUCAACAUCCGGGUCACACCUAACAGUAACACCAUCCCCAUCCGCCUGUUCCUCACCAAUGAGAACGGCUACUACCUGGACAUCAGCCUGUACCAGGAGGUCACAGACACGGCGUCUAGCCAGAUCAUGUUGAAGUCGUACACAGAGAAACACGGCCCCCUGCACGGCAUGCUGAUCAACACUCCUUACGUCACCAAAGACCUGCUGCAGGCCAAGCGCUUCCAGGCCCAGAGUCUCGGCACCACGUACGUCUACGACUUCCCUGAGAUGUUCCACCAGGCUCUGUUGAAGCUCUGGGCUCCAGGGGUUACGCUCCCUACAGAUGUUCUGCUGUGUACUGAGCUAGUACUGGAUCCUCAGGGUCAACUGGUGCAGAUGAACCGACAGCCUGGAGAUAACGAGGUGGGCAUGGUGGCAUUUCGCAUGACGAUGAAGACCCCAGAGUACCCCGAGGGUCGCGACGUCGUCGUCAUCUGUAACGACAUCACGUACCAGAUCGGCUCGUUCGGGCCACAGGAGGACCUGCUGUUCUUACGGGCGUCCGAGUUAGCACGUGCCGAGGGGAUCCCGCGUAUUUACGUCGCCGCUAACAGCGGAGCUCGCAUCGGCCUCGCCGAGGAGAUCAAACACAUGUUCCAGGUGGCCUGGCUCGACCCCAGCGACCCCUACAAGGUCAAACAGUUCACUCGUUCAGCAGGUUUAUUAUGUGCUUUGAUUUGUACAGUUCACUCACUGUGUGUGUGUGUGUGUGUGUGUGUGUGUGUGUGUGUGUUGCAGGGCUUUAAGUAUUUAUAUUUAACACCUCAGGACUACACUCGCAUCAGCUCCACUAACUCCAUCCACUGUCGUCACGUGGAGGAGGGAGGAGAGUCCAGGUACAUCAUCACGGACAUCAUCGGGAAGGAGGACGGGCUCGGUGUGGAGAACCUCAGAGGUUCAGGGAUGAUCGCGGGCGAGUCGUCACAGGCGUAUGAGGAGAUCAUCACUAUCAGUAUGGUGACGUGCCGGGCGAUCGGGAUCGGAGCGUACCUGGUUCGACUGGGACAGAGGGUGAUCCAGGUUGAAAACUCGCACAUCAUCCUGACCGGAGCAGGAGCAUUAAACAAGGUCCUCGGCCGUGAAGUUUACACCUCCAACAACCAGCUGGGCGGUGUGCAGAUCAUGCAGAACAACGGAGUCACACACACCACCGUGCCGGACGACUUCGAGGGGCUUUACACCAUCCUGCAGUGGCUCUCCUACAUGCCUAAAAAUAAGCACAGUCCUGCCCCUCUGAUGCCCCCUACUGACCCGGUGGACAGAGAGAUUGAGUUUAUUCCUACCAAGGCUCCUUAUGACCCUCGCUGGAUGCUCUCUGGACGUCCCCAUCCCAGUGUAAGGGGGGCAUGGCAGAGCGGGUUUUUCGACCAUGGCACCUUCAUGGAGGUGAUGUCCACCUGGGCUCAGACUGUGGUGGUGGGCAGGGCCAGGCUGGGAGGGAUUCCCCUGGGGGUCAUCGCCGUGGAAACACGCACCGUCGAGGUCACCGUCCCAGCAGAUCCAGCCAAUCUGGACUCGGAGGCAAGGAUGGUGCAGCAGGCGGGGCAGGUGUGGUUCCCCGACUCGGCUUACAAAACCGCUCAGGCCAUGAGGGACUUUAACAGAGAGAAACUUCCGCUCAUGGUGUUCGCCAACUGGAGAGGUUUCUCCGGCGGCAUGAAGGACAUGUACGACCAGGUGCUGAAGUUUGGUGCCUACAUUGUGGAUGCCCUGAGGGAGUUUCAUCAGCCCGUGCUGGUCUACAUCCCCCCACAUGCUGAGCUGAGAGGAGGAUCAUGGGUAGUGAUCGACCCCACCAUCAACCCACAGUACAUGGAGCUCUAUGCUGACAGGGAGAGCAGAGGAGGUGUGUUGGAGCCAGAGGGAACCGUGGAGAUUAAGUUCAGAAGGAAGGAUCUGCUGAAGACCAUGAGGAGGGUUGACCCUGAGUUCUCCCAGCUGACUCAGCAGCUCAGUUCUGCAGAUCUUUCGGAGAAGGAGCGCAGUGAUGUGGAGGCUCAGCUCAGAGCCAGAGAGGAGUUUCUGAUGCCCAUCUACCACCAGGUGGCCGUACAGUUUGUCGAUCUCCACGACACCCCCGGGAGGAUGCAGGAGAAAGGAGUCAUCACGGAUAUCUUGGACUGGACGAACGCUCGCUCUUUUUUUUACUGGCGUCUGCGGCGGCUCCUGCUGGAGGAGAAGGUGAAGAGCGAAAUCGUGCAGGCCAACAGAGACCUGAGCAACGGCCAUAUCAAGUCCAUGCUGCGCCGCUGGUUCAUCGAGACUGAAGGAACCGUCAAAGCUUAUCUGUGGGACAAUAAUAAAGAGGUGGUGCAGUGGCUGGAGAAACAUCUGUCCCAGCAGGAGGGGCUGCGUUCAGCCAUCAGAGAGAACAUCAAAUAUCUAAAGAGGGACUACGCCAUUAAACACAUCCGCAGUCUCAUGGAGGCGAAUCCAGAAGUGGCGAUGGACUGCAUCAUGCACAUGGCUCAGAACAUCACUCCAUCUCAGAGAGCUGAAGUAUCCCACCUGCUGGCCACCAUGGACAACACGACCAGCAGCAGCUCACACUAACACACGCUAACACACCGCUCAGCUCGGUGCCAGGGUCAGCGGGCAUUCAGUAGCCCGGGUGCCAGCGCAUACGUAGGUAAAGGGCAGGUAAGAAGAACAGAACAAGGAGAUUGUGGUGUCUGAGGGAUCUGAGGAUCAGACUGCACACUUUGGGCAUUUCACCUGGAGAACAUUGUGACAGGUUGUUUUAUUAAAUAUUCCUUUAAGGUGUUUGAACGUGAUGUAUUCUACACCGGUGUGGCCUUCAAAUGAUCUACCACUAACCCCAAACACCUCCACUUCCUUCCAGACGCUCUUCCUGUCUUCCACACGUUUCUGUCUCGUCUUGCACACUGUAUUGAUCCUCGUGGAUUAUUCAGUAUUUAUAUAUAGAUAAAUCUCUGCAGAGCUUCAUCCUCAUCAAUCCUCAUAAACGCACAAAACUUCAGGAGAAAAGCUCAACUCUGCAGUGUGAACGAGUGUUACACGAUCAUGCUAUUAUUAGUAUAGCAGGUUGUGUGUUGUGUAUUUUACGCACAAUCGUAAUCCAUGUUUAUUCAGGGAAACCGUGCCAAAGAAACAAAGUGCUUUAUAUCUAGUGUUUAAUGUAGCAGUGUUGUGAGAAGCACUAAACCUGUGAGAGUCGUGUAGAGCUUUUCAUGUGUUUUAGAAAAGACUCCUGCCAGCGUCUGCCUUUCAGCUCAUUUCAGUGGUGAAACAUUUCAGGGAGACUCGAGUGUGAUGUAUGUUUUUACCUGAGAUCAGUAGUGAGAGCUGCAGCUACACGUGUGUGUGUGUGUGUGUGUGUGUGUGUGUCACUACGGCUCUGGAUGGAGAGAAAACAUACAGUAAGUAUCGAGUUUAGAAAAUGUUUUUACUAAAGUGCCUGAUUUUUUAUUGUCCAUCGGUAAAAAAAAAAGACUUAUUGAUGUUCACCUGAAAUAAAUGUUCAGACACA
Messenger RNA from Silurus meridionalis, 5966 nucleotides. It is a transcript of the gene acacb, whose product is annotated as acetyl-CoA carboxylase beta. The coding region runs from base 41 to 5029 and encodes 1662 amino acids. Gene Ontology annotation, biological process: fatty acid biosynthetic process. The transcript has 37 exons. Gene Ontology annotation, molecular function: acetyl-CoA carboxylase activity; ATP binding. The record is from RefSeq and is a predicted model, not a curated record. Lineage: Eukaryota; Metazoa; Chordata; Actinopteri; Siluriformes; Siluridae.